AUGCAAGCCCAGCACGUCCAGGUGGCUCCAGCACAUCUCCAAGCCGCCCACUCCUUGCUGCAACGCCUACCUGAGCAGUUGAAGCAAGAGGCGGUCACAGUUUUGUCGCAACGACUGACUCCCGAAAUCCAGGCUUGGAUUGAGCAGUACGAGCACGCACUCGAUGAUUCCUUGGAGCCAGAGGAGCCACUCUCCGAGGACGAGUGGGAGGACGAGGGUGACGAGGGCGAGGAGGGCGACGAGGAGAAGGAUCAGACGUCGAAGCGGCGGCGUAAGGCGCCACCCGUGCCUGAUGAUGGGUAUCCCAGCCUGUGGGCAGGGAUCAGCCAGGGCAGUAGAGGCUUCAAUGCAGAGGCCAGGCGUGUGUUGAGCGCCUUGCUGCCCGGCGGAGAGCAUGCAUGGUGCUCACCGACUCAAGGCCGGAUCAAGCUGCUGUUGCAGCAGGAGGUUGUUGCAUUGCUUGUGCAUCCCAAAUCUCCGGUUUCCCGUCUCCUGUGCGAUCACAACACUGGCUCUGGCAAGACACUCUGCAUGAUCCGCAUCGUUGACAACUUCUUUUUCGAUGGCCGUGCAAAGAUCGCCAUCUUUCCCAAGGACAGUGUAGUUGACAAUUUUUACACCUCACUGUGGGAGUGGCCAUCGCGCUGGCGCGACUUCUGCAGCCACUGCAAUCCUGAGGUGGCGAAGCUCGCAUGCAACAGCGCUGAUUGGCGUGCCAGGCGUGAUGUUCGUUGGGCUUUAGACGCGUCAGAUGAGCUGAGGGCAUUUGCGCGCAAGGAAGGCUUGAGCAUGCAGCAGGCAAUCAAGCAGAAACUGAUCAAGACCAUGCGGGACUGCUUGGAGAUGAAGCGUGCUUUUUACAAAGGGAAGGUGCGAAAGAGCUACCUUCAGAAGUACUGGGCAGAAGCCACUGAGGACGUACAUCCUCCCACCGCACCGCUGAGAGCCUAUCGCUUCACCUCCGCUGGUGGGCGGGCGGCAGAGGUGGUCGAUGGCGUGCCCAGGGGUUGCAUCUUCAAGGUCGGAUUUGAUGGCGAGAACCCCUACAGUGGAAAAGUGGUGCUGAUGGAUGAGGGCCACCACCUCACUCGCCCCAACAAGGUCUACAAGUCUCAGCUGCAAAGCCUUCGCGGGUACGUCGAGUCGGCUCGCAAUUCCGUCUUCGUGAGCUGCACGGGAUCCAUGGAGGCUGAUUCCAGUGCUGACCCGCGGGCUUUGCUGGAUGCGGUGAAGGGCAAUGAGAACAAAGCGUUGAGCGAUGAAGGCUUCUUGUCAUCGCACCACAAGCGCGGCCUGGGCUUUCCGCGGCAGAGGCCCGCAGCAUGCGCCGACGGGGCUUUUUCGGAGGAGCUCGAUGGGCUCUUGCAGCGGAAGGAGCUCUCGAGCCAUUCCCUCACGCGCUACUUGUAUCAAGCGAUCAGGUUGCAGAAGGAGGAGAAGCCAGAGGAGACCCUGGCCAAUUACACAAACAUUCAUGUCUAUGCCGGCUCUGCAGGUCAGCCAGCUUGCAAGGCUCAGAUCAUGAGGUAUCCGAACUGCCGGCCGAAGUUCACAUUGGCGGUUGCAGAGGUCAUUGCUGCUGCAAAGCAGAGGCAGAAGAGUGUGGUCAUGGUCAGCAAACGCACCGGCUACAAAGCUAUGCUCUGGUUGCUGGAGGCUGCAGCGGAGAAGCACGGCUUUCACGUCGCGGAGUAUGACCAACUGGCGGAUUUCAACAGCACAGACAACAAGUAUGGGAAGAACUUCAUGGUUCUGCUUCUCACAACUGAGCACGGAGGGGAAAGCAUACAAGCGUUCUGUGUACGAGUGAUGCUUCUGCUGGAUGUGCCCACCCGCUAUGCCGACCUGAAGCAGCGCUGCGGGCGUGUGGUGCGCUGCCGAAGCCAUGACGACUUGCCGGAGGCGGACCGGGACGUGCGAUUCGUCUUCUUUGUAGCGGAGAUGCCGGACUAUGGCCAGCAUGAACUGGGAGCAUUUGCACUUUGGGCCCUCUGUGGUUACUGGAACGGCCCAAAGAAGGUCAACUACUCGACCGAGCCUGAUCCCGAGGAGAUUGCGGAGAUCAGCCAGGCCUUCGUCCAGAGCGUGACUGAGAGGCGCCUUCAGAGCAUGGGAGACUUGACCCGGUCACUUCCUCGCAUUGGCAUCUCCAGGCUCAUGGACGAGGUCGCCGAUCCUUCCGAGUACCCCAAGUCGUAUCGCAGGCUGCAGGCUGGACUACAGCAGCUGCUGGAUAGCCCGGGAGCCAUUGCAGAAGUGGCGGAGAUGCUACCCACCACCACCUAUGAUGAACAGAAAGUCGAGGAUCUCGUGCAGCAGAUAGCGGAGAUGGCGCCCGCAUUAGACCGAGUUCGCUGUAGAACCUUCCUUAGCAAUGUGAGACGCUCAGAGAGGCGAAAGAGAGAAAAGGAGGAGCCAGAACUGCCGUACGUAAUUACGAUGGCGGAAUACCCAGAAACUGAUCCCGUGGCCUCGGCGUCUUCUUCGCUGGCGUCACAUUUGGGGUUCGGGCCCCAGGUUCUGAGCUGCGCCAUCGUCUUUGCCUUCCUGGUCGGCUGCCAGGUCCUCCGGGUGGUUGAGCCCCAAGGCGCUUCAGCGGAUUCGUGCCAGGCGCCAGCUCUUGACGCCCACAUCGCCUGCGAGACGCCCCAGGUUGAGUCACUGCACCUCUUCUGGCCUCGCUUUCGCUGGCUGGCGGCGAUGAUGAUCUUCCAGAGCGUGGCCAGCUUUAUCCUCGCCCACUUCCAACACCUCGUGGAGAGUCAUGCCGACCUGAUCAUCUUCCUGACUAUGCUCGUGGGCUUGGGAGGCAACGCUGGAGGUCAGAGCGUCGUUCUCACAUGCCGAAAGCUGGCGCUGGGUGAGGACGUGGCCAUCAGGAGCCAGCUGGCGAUGGGGCUGCUACUGGGCCUUACCCUGGCGCCGCUGGCCUUCGCGCGCGCCAUGGCUGUGAAAGCAGAGUUCGGCGUUUGCCUGACUCUGGCGGGGGCCACGUUCCUCAUCGCCACCUUGGCGGCCGGGAUGGGCACGGUGCUGCCCAAGUUGCUUCACAAGCUUAAGAUGGAUCCCGGCCAAUCAUCUGCCAUGAUUCAGGUCAUCAUGGACAUCACGGGCAUCAUGAUCACCUGCCUACUGGGUGCCGCCAUCCUCCGCUAG
Molecule: messenger RNA, 3156 nt
Organism: Symbiodinium natans
Lineage: Eukaryota; Dinophyceae; Suessiales; Symbiodiniaceae
Source: the annotation of a GenBank genome assembly